Molecule: messenger RNA, 2247 nt
Organism: Leptopilina boulardi
Lineage: Eukaryota; Metazoa; Arthropoda; Insecta; Hymenoptera; Figitidae
Gene: IP3K1
Product: inositol-trisphosphate 3-kinase homolog
Exons: 4
Coding region: 442-1728 (428 amino acids)
Biological process (GO): inositol phosphate biosynthetic process
Cellular component (GO): nucleus; cytoplasm
Molecular function (GO): inositol-1,4,5-trisphosphate 3-kinase activity; inositol tetrakisphosphate kinase activity
Source: RefSeq, a predicted model, not a curated record
CUCUUCUGUUCAGUAUACUCAGAACUUCAGUUGUUAUACAGUUGGUGUGAUUUUUUUUUUUCAUCACCUUCGUUGAAUUAUAAAAUUUAUUUCGAAAAUUUAACAAAAAGUAUUUUUAUCAUAAUUAAUUUACCGCCUUUGAUAAUUUUCAUUCUCUUUAUAAAAUUCACCCUCACAUCCCUCCCUUAGCCUAAGGGAAAAUGUGCGCAUGACAUGAUGUGCCUGUGAACUCAUUUUUGUCUAACCGUAUAUACAAUAUAUAGAAGAGCAGAGAGUUGCCUUUAUAGUGCAACUGUUGUUAUAGGCUUAUCCGGUUGUCAACGAAACGCCGGGUGGACAAUCAAUCAGUGUGCUUCACGUGUACAUGUAUAUAUAUGAUUGUUUGUUUAUACACAAGCUUUUAUAGUGACUUGAUUGUGAAUAACAUUGACAUAAUAGAAAAUGUCAAGUAGUGUGUGUCAUGCUCCUUUGCCUGCGCGCAUGGAAGCCUUCACCACGAGGAUCUGCUUACGCGCUGUUGAUCAGUACGAACGUCUAUUGCAAACUCAUUUUAACAAGCCAUCAAAAGAACAAUCACACGUGGGUGGUGAGACCAUAUCACCAAAGGCCCAACGUCGGCAGAAUAAGGAUGGCUCGGGUACUAAUUCAGCGGUCAAUGCUUUCCGUCAAUGGAGGCGGAGUGCUUCCGCUGGAAAUAAAUCUAAUGGAGGUGGAUCAAAUUCAUCGGCCCUCGCACGAAUGUCGAACGAUUCAACUACCGCUCAAAAAUUAGAGCAAUUUCCUCUUGCUCUUUCCGAUGCUACUAUGCCGGAUGAAGACCUUUCCCUCAAGUUUCUUGCACUGAACGCUUUGGAUCUAACGGCACCGGCAAGUGACAUUAUUUUGAAAAAUCGACUGAAAUCAUGGUUUCAAUUGUCAGGUCAUCCGGCGAGUUUUGCACCGGCUGGUCCUGGCACGGUGUGGAAAAGAAGAACUGGUGGUUCUGAAAAUACUGAAAGAAUCGUCUACGAGACAUUAAGUAAAGACAAUGAAAUGAAAGAAUUUAUACCAAGGUAUUAUCGUGAAGUUGAAUAUAAAAAUGACACUUUCAUUGAAUUGCAAGACCUUUUAUUUGGAUUUAAUGAUCCACACGUGAUGGAUAUAAAAAUUGGUACAAGAACAUUUUUAGAAUCUGAAGUGUCAAAUAAAAAUGCACGCGCUGAUCUUUAUGAGAAAAUGAUAUCUGUCGAUUCAAAUGCGCCUACCGAGCAAGAACAUAAACAACGUGCAGUCACUAAACUUCGUUACAUGCAAUUUCGUGAGCAACAAAGUUCAACUUGCAGUCAUGGAUUUCGUAUUGAGGCAAUGAAAUUGCCUGGAUCGCCGCCUAUUAAAAAAUUACAAAAAGUAAAAUCACAUCAAGAAGUUUUGGAAACGUUAAAACAUUUUUUGGGAAAAAGUCUAAAUGUUAAGGAAAAAUUGCUUGAACGUUUAAAAAAUUUGAGAUCAAGAGUUGAAAGAUCCAUGUACUUUCAAACACACGAGGUGAUUGGAAGCAGUAUUUUUAUGAUUUACGACAAUGACAAAGUAGGCGUUUGGUUGAUUGAUUUUGCAAAAACUUACGAAGUUCCAAAUGGUGAAAAAUUAACGCACAGAGACACCUGGCAACAAGGAAAUCAUGAGGAAGGAUUUCUCCUUGGAAUUGAUAACUUAAUUUCGACAAUUAAACAAGUCAAUGCUUCUUUGUAAAUACAAAUUUUAUAGACUGAUGUAUUUAAAUUAUUUUUCCUAUAUGUGUAAUAUAUAUAGUAAUAUUAUCUUAUAUGUAAUAAUGUCAAUGUUUUAUAUACACAUAUUUAAAAAAAACUCGUUUAUUCAUGUUAAAAGUUUAGAGCCGUUUUGUUUUUUGUAAUUUCUCAAUAAUAAUAUUCCAAUAAGUUAUUCUACGUUCAAUUUAUUAUGUACUUAUCAAUUAGCACUAAAAUUAUAUAUAGACUAAAUAUUUGAAAAUGUAUAAAUUUUGUAAUCAUAAUUUUUAAAAUCUUAUAUAAAACAUUUCUCUAAAAAAUCACUUAAAUUUAUACGAGCAUAUUAUGUGCACAAUUUAGGAAUCUCCGAUUACCGUUUUUGAAAAAUUCUUGACUUCCAGAAAAACAAAUUCUCUGAAAACUUGUAUAUAUAUAUAUAUAUUUGUAAUACUCAUUGUCAUUAAUAUUUAAUUAUUUUUAUAAGUUAAGUGAAAUAAAUUUUUGUAAAAAAGUAUUAAAA